Osmia lignaria (orchard mason bee) is the source of this 2517-nucleotide messenger RNA. RefSeq lists its product as uncharacterized. The record is from RefSeq and is a predicted model, not a curated record. NCBI's taxonomy places the organism in Eukaryota, Metazoa, Arthropoda, Insecta, Hymenoptera, Megachilidae.
UCACUGCUGGCUAACUGGUCGAAGAAGUCGGCUAAACCGAGUGUGCCGAGAACUCACGGUACCGUUAACCGUGUUUCAUACGGAGAGAUAGAUCAAUUCGUACCUGAGCUACCUGUGCAGAACCUGAAACCAGGUGCGCGAUACCACGAUCGUAGUGAAGCGGACCGGAGAAGUUUUCAUUUUUGGGGAAAAAGGAAAGAAAAAAAUCUUUCCUCUUAGUGAUCCAGGAUGAUCGUGCUAGCGUGGUCAUUGUUCGUGCUGGUCUCAUUACUCGUCGCUACUAAUCAAGCCUUCCUGACGGCUCCUGCACCAGUUCACGGAGUGUCGAGUUACAAUGUGGCCGACGUUCAACGACGAUUGGAGAGCAACGAGGUGAUUCGUAAAAGCAAUAACAACCACGAACAACACCCGGACGAUUCGACAAACGACGAUCGCGAUGAUGAACCAACCGUCUAUGUAAUCGAGUUCGAAUCCGAGUUGAACGAGAAAGAAGAAAGUAUGAAGAAUACAGGGAAAGAUGCGUCUACCGCGGAUGGAGAUAGCCAGAACCCAUUGGACCCAUGGUCGAUCGUAUGGUACAUCGGUUCGUUUGGCGGCUUGGUAGCCUUCUUUCUCAUAGUGAGCUGUUCGGAAUGGUGUUGUCGUCGCAGUGGAAGGACAUUAACGGUACCCUAUGCCCAACGGGCGGAAGUGAUCAACGGUGGACAAGUUGUGACCGAGACUCCACCCCCUCCUUAUCACCUGUUCGCGCCACCCCCGUACGAUUCCGUCAACUACGGUGAAAUCGUGGACAAGACUUCCGGGGAGAAACUAGACAUCUACGUGAUAUCGGUGCCGAUUCACCGGCCAGUGGUGCAGGUACCUGCCUAGAAUCUCCCCGCGGAGGUCCUCGAGCAGAGGAUAAUGGCGAGACAAAGAAAAUGACACUGACCGUGUCGCAACAUAUUUAUCGAUAGACGAUUCCCCGGUGUUCUUCGAUGGUUCUCCCUUGACUGGGACCCGAUUACACAUUUUUUUUUUUUUUGACAAUCGUCUGUUGAUGCCAGGAUCGACUGGCUCGUUUGAAACGAGCACGGAUCAAGGAGAUAUGUAACGACGAGCUGUGAACGCAAAAGAUGCUACAAGCAUCGACUAGAGGAAAAUGAUUUCUUGAUCGAAGAUCCCAUGGAGUUCCUCGUCGAACGAGGAAUGCAAGAAGAAGGUUUAAUGAGAACAGCUAAGAGUGUCUAUCUUUGGAUUGCGAAGCAGUCGAACAACUUUAAAGGGUUAACUAUAGAAGGAGAAGAAACGCGAAACGAUAAUGAAAUCUUGAAGGAGAGAAAUGCGAAUCCAUAAUGCAUGGGUGCGAAGUGAAAGGAAUUAUUUCUGAGAUUAUCGAGGAACGAAAAUUUCUGUUGUUGCAUAUCGGAAUGAUUUUAGGAUAACGUGAUUUGACAUCGAUCAAUGGUAAUUAAUACCAACGAUCGCGAGACUACUUUUAACCAAUUAUUUAUCCAAUCACUGCCCGAUCAAAUGAAUCGUUCGAUCUAAUCUUUCAGAAUGAAUGAUAUACCGAUGAUUGUUGAGCAUUGUUUUGCAUUCAGUUUAUCUUAGCCAAACUUGGAACAAUAACUGCCAUAUUUUAACGAAUUUUAAUAAGAACAACUUCGUGAGACGAUUUCUCGAGGUCAGGAUAAUAAUUUUACCCGUGCUGCUCUAAGAAGUAAAACAAUUUCAACGAGUGUUUCGUGUAAUCAGAGGAUCGUGAUUCUUCGUUUUCUUCGAGCUAGAUCAAUUUUUGUUAGAACAAUUAUUCGAAUGUUAAGAUUACCUCUGAUAGGAAUGAAUUACGCGCGUCAUUUUUUCAAAUAUAAUUCAAACGACGGUGUUGGGAAACACGCAUGCGUAAUUGUCCUUUACAAACCUGAACGAGUUAUCAAACGGAACACGUGUGCGAGAGGUUCGAAUAAUCUCUAAUAUCGCUACACACGAUUAACCUCAAUCGUGAUCGUUUCAAGCCCGACAAUUGCUGAUGAUUAUACAUAGACUACGAAUUGACUGCCAUAAAAAAGAAUCUAACCGAAGGGGGUCACGAAAAUAGUUGAGAAAUAAUAAUACUGAAUAUUAAAAAUGACUUAUUUCGAACAUGACGAAGCAUUGAUUAUUUUUUUUGUUUCACGGACGUUCGGAUAUUUUUGCAAACUGAUAACUGUUAAAAUGAAAACAACCGGUUGAAUAUUUGAAAUGAUCACUGGCAACAGUUUACAGAUGGAAAAUAACUGACUAAUACGUAGCCUUGAACAAGCCCGAUUGAACAAAUUCGAGUAACACGAUUCGCCCUAAUUUGUAGGCUUUCUUUAAAAAAAUAUUCGAUGAAACAAGAUACGCGUGUAUUAGUAUUUGAUUUACUAUCUAAUAUUUUCUAACAUAAAGUAUUAGAUCCGUUUGAAAAAUACUCGAGACAUAAAUUAGCGUGUUGCGUGAAAGCAACACAUUCAUUUAUGGAAUUUAGAUUAUUUAUGAAUAUCGUCGCGUUUA